Molecule: messenger RNA, 3076 nt
Organism: Thermothelomyces thermophilus ATCC 42464
Lineage: Eukaryota; Fungi; Ascomycota; Sordariomycetes; Sordariales; Chaetomiaceae
Exons: 1
Coding region: 67-2760 (897 amino acids)
Biological process (GO): L-tryptophan biosynthetic process
Source: RefSeq, a predicted model, not a curated record
AAGGGGCCAGAAUCGGGGUCGGGGUUUCAGAAAGAGAGGUCGACCAGCAGAUUGAAACACACCGAGAUGGGGCGUCCCCGGAUCCUCUUCCUCGACGCUUACGACUCCUUCUCCAACAACAUCACUUCCUUGCUCACCACCCUCCUGGGCGCCGACGUCUUUGUCCUCCCCAUCGACGACCCCCUCCUCGGAACGCACCCCGGCGGCCACCAUUAUGAUGGCGACGAUGGUGGUGCUGAUGACAACAAGGAUGCGUCGUCGUUGUCGCACGGAGAGCGCCGCGCGCGGUUCGUCGCCGAGCUGAAGCGGUACGAUGCCGUCGUCUGCGGUCCCGGCCCGGGCAACCCGGACACCGAGGCCGACGUCGGGCUCGUCCGCCACGUCUGGCAGCUGGCCGACGACGAGCUGCUGCCCGUGUUCGGGGUCUGCCUGGGCUUCCAGAGCCUGGUGAGCGCCCACGGGGGCCAGGUCCGCCGGCUGAGAAGGGGCCUGCACGGGAUGGUGAGGGAGAUCCACCACCGCGAGGGUGGCGGCGGCGUGGAGGGAGACGUGUUCGCUGGCGUGCGCAGGUUCAACGCGACGCUCUACCACAGCCUCUGCGGCGAUAUCGGGCAGGACGAAGUCGGCGAGGGCGAGUGGGAGGCGGCACGGUGGCGGCCGUCCGCGCGGUGUCCGGAUCUGGUCCCGCUCGCGUGGGUGGAGGAGGAGCGCGAGCAGGGCGAGGAGAAGGAGAGGAUAUUGAUGGCGGUCAAGCACAGGACCAAGCCGUUCUGGGGCGUCCAGUACCACCCAGAGUCGGUCUGCACGGAUGAGGAAGGGAACAAGGUCAUCCUGAACUGGUUCCGAGAGGCGCAGAAGUGGAAUCGGGAGAAAGGGAGGGUGGCGCUGUCGGAGGGACACGAGCUCGCCAGGGCCGCGACGAAGCCGAGCCUCCUGUCGCAGCUGAAGCUGCGGCCGACGGAGCAGGACGCCCCCCGGUGGUGGGAGCUGCUCGAGACGAACCCCACGCUGCACUCCCUGAUGGUCCCCCUCCCUGCCGGAGUCCAGGUGCCGGAUAUAGUCGAGGCGGUCGAUUCCGGGUGUGCGGAGCGGAUUGUCCUCGAUUCGGCCAACGCCGCCCCCGCUAGUUCGAGAGCCGAUGUGCGUGGGAGGUAUAGCAUCAUCGCAGCAAAGCUUGACGAGAGUCUGCAUGUCGAAUAUCACGUUGGCGACCCGUACGCGACCAUCAAGAUCCGGUCACUCGGGGGUUCGUCUGUGAACCUGUCGGAGAAGAUACCGCUCGAGCCGUCCGGUGGUGUCUGGGGACUGCUAGCUGCGUUCCACGAGAAGCGGCGCGUGCCGGCUGCCGAACCAGCUCACACGCCUUUCGUCGGUGGCUUCAUGGGCUACAUCACGUACGAACAGGGCUUGAGCGACAUCGGCAUCUGCCUGGGACAAGACCGCUCGCACCACCGGCCAGACGUCUCGCUGGCCUGGGUCACUAAGAGCAUCAUCGUGGACCACCUACAGCAGGUGAUUCACGUUCAGCAGCUGAGAUCCGGUCACCUGGAGACGACGGACACUUGGAUAGACAAGACAGCAGCCAAACUACGGGCUCUCCAAGACUCUCCACGUCGGCCGUCUUUCAACUUAUCGGCAGUGCCCCCCUCGUUGUCAACCGUGGGAACGCGCCGUCCCUCGAUGAGCGCUUCGAUCAAGCCGCCCCAGACAAAAGAGUACGAAGCCAAGGUUAAGACCUGCCAAGAAUAUAUCGCGGCCGGCGAGUCCUACGAGCUCUGCCUCACCGACCAAACCACCAUAACCCGCCCCAUUAGCGACGUUUGGACUCAGCUAGCACCCGCUAAUCCGCUCCCAUCUUCACCACGCAAGCUGCAGCAGAAGCAACGCUUCCAAUCCCAGCAUAACGGCGCAUUUCUGAACUCUCCGAUCUCUUCUUCUUCUUCUUCCUCCUCCUCCUCCUCCUCCUCGUCCUCCUCCUGGUCGCUCUUCAAACGCCUCCGCAAACACCAACCAGCACCUUUUGCGUCAUACCUCCGCCUCGGCCCCGCUACACUAGUCAGCGCCUCACCGGAGCGCUUCCUGACCUACGACCGUGCCGGGCGCUGCUCGAUGCGGCCGAUGAAGGGGACGGUGCGCAAGUCGGACGAGGUUGCCACUUUGGCGCAGGCCGAACGGAUCCUGCACGUGCCCAAGGAGGAGGCCGAGAACUUGAUGAUUGUCGACCUGGUGCGGCACGACCUGCACGGCGUGUGCGGUGCCGGUCGCGUGACGGUGCCCGAUCUGCUCAAGGUCGAGGAGUACCAGAGCGUCUUCCAGAUGAUCACCGUCGUGGAGGGGCAGCUGCCGCCGAGGCCGGAUGGGCAUGGUGGACAAGAGGAGACGGGGCCGUAUACAGGCCUGGAUGUGCUCGCUGCGAGCUUGCCACCCGGGAGCAUGACGGGUGCGCCCAAAAAGAGGAGCUGCGAGAUCCUAAGGGAGAUCGAGGGCCAUAACGAGCGGGGGCUCUACUCGGGCGUGGUCGGUUACAUGUGUGCCACGGGGAGGGGCGACUGGAGCGUGACGAUCCGUAGUCUGUUCCGCUGGGACGACGAGCAGGUCGUCGUAAACACUGAGGAUGGCCCCGAGACGCACGAGGUGUGGCGCAUCGGGGCUGGAGGAGCGGUCACCAUCUUGAGCACUCCCGAAGGCGAGAGAGAGGAAAUGUUUACGAAGCUCGCUGGUCCGCUUCGGAUUUUUGGCGAGGACCCGUGUCGGUGGUAGGGUUUUCGAAUCGUUUCUGGAUUUUUUUUCUAAGAGGGGAAGGGUCUAGGAAAAUCAUUAAACAGGGGAAAAGAUGACGCUCAACGUGUCUGCCGGCAAUGGCGUUCUUCAAUUACAUCUAGACGGUCUGCACUCAACGGCAGCAAUUUGGAUAAAUAAAACGGCGGUCAACGCGUUGCCCUAUAGAAAAUAAAAACAAAAACAAGAAACGGAGGGGUUAAUUCUUCCCCGGGGACGCUCAUAAAUGCGAGUCUGCGCAGAGCGGACUCCUGCUCCCCAUUAGCUUCCUAUCCCAAACCGUGACAGCUUCUUGAAA